CGAGGUUGGCGCGCCCCGGGAUCCGGCCACUGCACUUGAGGGGAGAUGAGCUCGGCUGACAAGGCCCGGGUGGGGCUCGCGGCCGACGGGCCUGCGCCGCCCGAGGAGGAGGAGGGCGAGGGGGGCGGCGAGGCGGGCGGGAAGGAGCCGGCUGCAGACGCGGCCCCCGGGCCCAGCGCCGCGUUCCGCUUCCUGGUGACUCGGCGGGAGCCGGCCGUGAAGCUGCAGUACGCGGUGAGCGGCUUGGAGCCGCUGGCCUGGUCCGAGGACCACCGCGUGUCCGUGUCCACGGCCCGCAGCAUCGCUGUGCUGGAGCUCAUCUGCGACGUGCACAACCCGGGCCAGGACCUGGUCAUCCACCGCACCUCUGUGCCCGCUCCUCUCAACAGCUGCCUCCUUAAAGUUGGCUCCAAAGCAGAAGUUGCUGAGUGUAAGGAGAAGUUUGCCACCUCGAAAGACCCCACAGUCAGUCAGACUUUCAUGUUGGACCGGGUGUUCAACCCUGAGGGGAAGGCUCUGCCACCGUUGAGGGGAUUCAAAUAUACUAGCUGGUCCCCCAUGGGUUGUGAUGCGAAUGGCAGGUGCCUCCUGGCGGCACUGACCAUGGACAAUCGCCUGACCAUCCAGGCCAACCUCAACAGACUCCAGUGGGUCCAGCUGGCUGAUCUGACAGAGAUUUAUGGAGAACGCCUUUACGAGACCAGUUACAGGCUCUCUAAAAACGAGGCUCCUGAAGGGAAUCUUGGGGACUUCGCUGAGUUUCAGAGGAGACACAGCAUGCAGACUCCAGUGCGCAUGGAGUGGUCGGGCAUCUGCACCACGCAGCAGGUCAAGCAUAACAACGAGUGCCGGGACGUGGGCAGCGUGCUCCUGGCGGUCCUCUUUGAGAACGGCGACAUUGCCGUGUGGCAGUUUCAGUUGCCCUUUGUGGGGAAGGAAUCCAUCUCUUCGUGCAACACGAUCGAGUCAGGAAUCAACUCUCCCAGUGUUCUGUUUUGGUGGGAAUAUGAGCACAAUAAUCGGAAAAUGAGCGGCCUUAUUGUGGGGAGUGCUUUUGGACCUGUAAAAAUUCUUCCCGUUAAUCUCAAAGCAGUUAAAGGCUAUUUCACUCUAAGGCAGCCUGUUGUCUUGUGGAAAGAAAUGGACCAGUUGCCGGUGCACAGCAUUAAGUGUGUCCCUCUCUAUCACCCUUACCAGAAGUGCAGCUGUAGCUUAGUGGUGGCUGCAAGAGGGUCCUAUGUGUUUUGGUGUCUUCUGCUGAUCUCCAAAGCAGGCCUCAAUGUUCACAACUCCCAUGUCACAGGCCUUCACUCGCUGCCGAUCGUCUCCAUGACUGCGGACAAGCAGAACGGGACAGUGUAUACUUGUUCCAGCGACGGCAAGGUGAGGCAGCUGAUUCCCAUCUUCACGGAUGUGGCGUUAAAGUUCGAACACCAGUUAAUCAAACUGUCAGAUGUGUUUGGCUCGGUGAGGACGCACGGGAUAGCGGUGAGCCCCUGCGGCGCGUAUCUGGCCGUCAUUACGACCGAGGGCAUGGUCAACGGCCUCCACCCCGUUAACAAAAACUACCAGGUCCAGUUUGUUACUCUCAAAACAUUUGAGGAGGCAGCUGCUCAGCUCCUGGAGUCUUCCGUGCAGAAUCUCUUCAAGCAGGUAGAUUUAAUAGAUCUAGUACGCUGGAAGAUUUUAAAAGAUAAACACAUCCCGCAGUUUUUACAGGAAGCUUUGGAAAAAAAGAUCGAAAGCAGUGGGGCCACCUAUUUUUGGCGUUUCAAACUGUUCCUCCUGAGGAUUUUGUAUCAGUCGAUGCAGAAAACCCCUUCGGAAGCAUUGUGGAAACCCUCCCACGAGGACUCCAAAAUCUCGCUAGUUGACUCCCCUGGGAUGGGCAAUGCCGAGGACGAACAAGAGGAAGGCACGUCUUCCAGACAGGCCGGUCGGCAGGGCCUUCAGGAGCGGAGCAGAGAGGGCGACCCGGAGGACCCCAUUGAUGAUUCGCUGGCCCCGUCUGGAGAGGCGGGGGGCCGGGAGCCGAUGGAGGAGAAGCUCCUGGAGAUCCAGGGGAAGAUCGAAGGCGUAGAAAUGCACUUGACCAGGGAGCACAUGAAGCGGGUCUUGGGAGAAGUGUACCUGCACACCUGGAUCACAGAGAACACAAGCAUCCCCACCAGGGGCCUCUGCAACUUCCUGAUGUCAGACGAAGAGUACGACGACCGCACGGCUCGGGUGCUGAUUGGACACAUCUCGAAGAAGAUGAACAAACAGACCUUCCCUGAGCACUGUAGUCUGUGCAAGGAGGUCUUGCCGUUCACGGAUCGCAAGCAGGCAGUCUGCUCCAACGGCCACAUUUGGCUCCGGUGCUUUUUAACCUACCAGUCCUGCCAGAGUCUGAUCUACAGAAGGUGUUUGCUCCACGACAGCAUAGCCCGCCAUCCGGCCCCGGAAGAUCCUGACUGGAUUAAGAGGUUACUGCAAAGCCCUUGCCCUUUCUGUGACUCUCCUGUCUUCUGAAUGUCAGCGGUGGGAAGAUGGGAACGACACAUGCUCUGUUACAGAAAAUACCUUCUGGCCUGAAGAUGUAGGACGCGCUGGCUAAUCCUGGCCUUCAAGUGGCGAGGCUCUCUCCAUGAGUGUAGAUCAGGCCCCGGGAACUCAUUUCUGAAGUACGGUCCCCAUCUCCGGGGACUAAAGGAUUUCUCUAAAACAACUGAAUGCAGAGAUUUUAAGUCACUCUGAGAUGAACAUUAGCCUCCCCCUCCUUACCCAGUCAGGACACUUAUUUUUCAAGUGUUUUGACUGAAGCAGUUUGAACAGCAAGCAGGGCCUGUCAUCACUGGGAACAGGGUGAUCCUUCUAGAGAGCUGGGGGUAGGGGCUCGCUGGACCCAGUUAGGCUUAACGCCUCCCUCGGUGUGGAGCUGCCUUUGGCUCCAGAGGGCUUCCGUGAUGUGCAUGGUGUGCGGUGUUCCAGAAGACAUUAAAAGUGUCUAAAACA
Molecule: messenger RNA, 2994 nt
Organism: Hyaena hyaena (striped hyena)
Lineage: Eukaryota; Metazoa; Chordata; Mammalia; Carnivora; Hyaenidae
Gene: GTF3C4
Product: general transcription factor IIIC subunit 4
Exons: 5
Coding region: 46-2511 (821 amino acids)
Biological process (GO): transcription initiation at RNA polymerase III promoter
Cellular component (GO): transcription factor TFIIIC complex
Molecular function (GO): histone acetyltransferase activity; protein binding
Source: RefSeq, a predicted model, not a curated record